GGACUUGGAAUGCACACAAAGUAAUCAGUAGUUGAGAGAAAUCGUGACUAUGCUUCUGUUGCUCACGCUCGUCGGUCCAAAAUCGCCACUUCACACGACUCCCUUCUUUCUACAACGUUCCCCGUCUUGUUAUGUGCACUCCCCGCCCAUUUACUGAUGUACAGAAGUCCAGAAAAGUAAAAGAUUUAGUUUUUCUAAAUAAUUGGCUUUGGAUUGAUGGUUGACCAUAUUAUCUACCUAGUCUUCUCUCAUUUGCUCAAGGAAAGCUGGUAGAAUCUUCAUGCUUAGGAACUUCCAGAGAACACUAGUACCCAAGAAGACCACAGAUAGUUGUAUCAUGGUCGUGAGCUGUUUGUGUUAAAGUGCCUCAAAAAGAAAUGGCCCAACCCGGCACCAACGGUGAGCUCUUUGUGAAGUGCCUCGACUGUUUUGGCGACGCAGUUGGGGUGAAUUACCAAACAAAAAACUACGUCUACACCCACAAUAUGCGAGAGGACCGCUAUUUUUGCCGCUCUCCCUACGAGCGCUUUUCCGGUCGUCUCCCUGAAAUUAGACAUCCUGAGUUCGAGUUCGCCUUUCCCGUCAAAGAUGUAAGGAUUUUAGUUAGGGAUAUAACGGAUAAGCAAGCUCCAGUCGUCCACUUUGAUGCGAGGUUUUGGACCAAAGAGGGCGAAAGCGGCAAAGUCGUUGCGUCAGAUUUGAAGCCAGCGAGGGAUUCGGAAGAGCCGAAGUUUCUGCCGUUUUUUAUGGACGGUCAUAACAAUAACAGUGAAAAAAGGACUGGAGGUGCAACUAGUAGUGCACUCUAACUAUGGUCGUCAAUGUCAUUACAGUUUCUCUAUGUCUCUCUACCUAACACCUUAUCAUUGAUUUGAUGCUGGGAGUAAAUAACGCUUCUUGUCCUUCUAACAUCCGCGCCGCGCCCGGUUCUCCACGACGAAUCCAGCUGCAUACAGUGGCGAAGCCUCUGAAAUUUGCGGACAUGGGGAUCGAUGAGUGGCAAGAGUACGACCUAAAUUUCAGCACGGACAUCGCAAAUCACCGAUGCCUAGGCAAGCCGAUCCCGACACCACCCGAGCCGAUCACGCUGAGCAAUGCAGGACAGCCAGUCGACGGCUCUGAAGCGAGCAAAGCCCCUCUUCCAGGCGAUAGCAUUGUGAAUCCCGUGACGGGCGAAGUGAUAAAAGGAGCGGCGGGUGGAGCUGGGGUGUCUGCUUCGCGCAGCAGUAAUUUACAGAGUUAUUUGGAGUUUCUAAACGCUCAUGGGUUCUCGUCUACCACGACGGAGGAGGAACGGGCAGCACAGGCUGAAUUGGCUUUGGAGGAUGACUCAAGCGCCAUUAGAGAGUUCCACGAACAGCCGAAGAGUUGGGAGACGUUUGGAUCAAGACCCGUGAUCAUGUCGUAG
Molecule: messenger RNA, 1408 nt
Organism: Amoebophrya sp. A25
Lineage: Eukaryota; Dinophyceae; Syndiniales; Amoebophryaceae
Source: the annotation of a GenBank genome assembly